AAACAGAAAGUAGACCCUUGUGGUUCUCCAUGAGGAAAGCCUUUCACAAUAUAAUCUCAAUCUCAAGAACUCAUUUCAUGAAAGAAAUUGCUACUCUAAAGCAAACCACUUCAUUCUGUACAGUCUACAGUACGCACAAGGGUACAGUGAAGUUCUGAAAAGGUGAGGAGCUACUGAAAUGAAUCUCUCAACUUCGUGAACUGCAAUUUAGUGGCUGAUCGAGGCAGGGCCGUGUCUUCAUCUCAUCUCAGAGACAAAUGUACUGUUGGUCUUAUGUUCUAAAAGGAGAAAAUUGUUUAACAACAUGAGUGCAUUAUCAUCAGGGUCAGCAGACAAUGGAGAAGUGCAGAAUCUUCUGGUUGACCCAGAGACCACUGAUCUUGACGCUUGUACAGAUGGAGAACCAGAAUUGAUAAAGACUGGCAAAGAUACCUCUGGCUCUGACUCUGAGCCGUUGGUCAUAGACCUCCAGCAAAAUGCCCUUUUUGGUGAUGGAGAGUUGAGGCAACAUGAAGCAACUGAAGCUCACAAAACUUCCAGCGACUUGGCUGAAGGAGAUCCUGUUAUUUCCCGAUCUGAAGGCGACUCUUACAACUCCAUAUCUGUUGCUGGAAACAUUCCAGAUGUACAUAGUGUAUUAUCCAGCCAGGUGUCAGAUCUCUCCAAAGUACAGAAUUCAAGUAAAGAGAAAUGUGAUGAUCAUGAUGGACCUCUGUCUGUGCAUGUGACAGCAGUGGGUCCUGUCACAGCUGUUGCAGAAAGUCUGAAAGAGCUUGUAUCUAGUGACGGGAACGUUGAUCUGAGUUUGAGCAAUAAUUCCUCAGAUACAGCAUCAAAAAGAGAAUCUGAAAACAGUUACUCUCAUGAAGCUUCCGUUAUCCCAUCUCAGAAAGACAUUGAGCUUAGUAUUAUUACUAAAGACAGAGAAACUUAUCAAUCUGAUGCUUCUGAAAAAAAUUCAUUAGUUCAGGUCUCUUCUAAACCUAUGGAGACUCUGCCUUCAAAGGAUGGGGAUCUGAUGGUAGAGGACAUUGAGCCUGGAGAAGAUGAUGAAGCAGAUGAAGCAGAUGAUGAUGUAUUGCACAUUGAUUUGACGUCUAGGUGUGAAGAUAAUGCUCGCCCUCUGGAAGAUAAUGAAUGCACUAGUUCAGAUAUAGGAUAUAGAAAUAAGAUUUUGAGGCCCACUACUCAGUGUCAGGUAGAUGAAUCUGAGCAGACUAUGGAAAAGUUGUCAGUAGAUGGGAGCUCUCUUCCCAAGUCAUUUCCUGCCGGCAGCAAUGUGGCUGGACAGUCUGUGUCUCUGUCAGAAGCACCUGCCGAUGUUAGUGCAGUGCCUAGCAUGAGAACUGUUACUGUUAGUUUGUCACCUACCACAGGUACAACUAGGUCCUCAGAUACACAACAGAUACCAGCCGGACAUGGACAGUUGCAGCAUCAAGAGGUCAACUAUUCUGACAAUAGUGAUCAACUCCCAUCAUCAACGUCACCUGAGGUCUUUGGUCACUUCUUGUCGUCGGGGAAUCCAAGUGUCUCUGACCAGACCCCUGGAUCAUUAAAUCAACUCAGAGAACCAGUGUCCCCCAACUCCUUGGUCCAAGGUGACUCUGUUUCCUCCUUGAGGUCAAGGGUAGUUGAUCAGGUUUUAGGUCAGACCACAUCAUCACAUGACACAGGGGUCAAGGAUCAGACCACAUCAUCACAUGACACUGGGGUCAGAGGUCAGGUCACAUCACAUGACACUGGGGUCAAGGAUCAGACCACAUCAUCACAUGACACUGGGGUCAAGGAUCAGACAGUAUCAGCACAUGACACUGGGGUCAAGGAUCAGACAACAUCAUCUCAUGACACUGGGGUCAAAGGUCAGAUAACAUCAUCACAUGACACUGGGGUCAAAGGUCAGAUAACAUCAUCACAUGACAGUGGGAGCUCAGAUAAUUCCGUGUCAUCAACUAUAAGUAGAUUUUGUCUGUCAACAGUGCCCUACAUAUCCCCUGUGGCAAACUCGGUGCCUCAAACUGUGGACCAGCCUCUCGUCAGUUCCACAGAUCCAGAGGAAUUUCAGCCUGUCAUUGUGAGUGUGAGAGGGAACUGUGACCUAGGACAGGUUGAGAGCAGUCUGAGCAGGGUCCCAGCUGCAGAAGAAAGCACUGCUUUGAAUAUAGGCACGGGCACCUCGGCCAAUGCUAUGGUGGUAGUGAGCAACAAGGUGCGGUUAAUGGCUGCACAAAUGAAGGGAAAUCCCCAUGUGUUCCCGGAAAUCCUCCCGAAGACUUCUGAUUCAAAUGAUGGGGUACUCAUGCCAUUUUCACAACAGAAAAGUUUGACCUCAUUGCUGACUUUAGCUCAGAAAACUGUUAAUGAUGCUUGUGUGAAAGGGUCACAGCCUGUGUCCUCUGCAAUGACGUUGAGUGGGGUUCCCACCCCAACACCACCGACUACCUCAACGCUUGUGCAGAUGAUACCGGUGCCAUCAUUGUCAGUUACAAAGACAACAUCAGCCCAAGUGUCAAGCACUCAGAAAACUUCAUCCACGACAUUUCGUAAUGUCCUUAGACCUGUACAGCAGAGUUCUGGGUUGACUUCAGUUAUGAAAGUGAGCACAGAUAGAUCAACCAGUAAAAAGUUUCCCCACACGUCUAAUCUUCUGGCUUCUGCUGCUACCACCACGUCUCAGUUCUCUUGCAUUUUUCUGCAGGAUCCUCGCAGUGUCCAGGUGAAAAACCUUGCUGUUCUGAUUCCUCAAAAGAGCCCAUCUUUGACAUCUUCAGUAUUGUUAAAUAAGUCAGCUCUUCCUCCCGUAAUGGCCAGCACAGCGACAAGCGUCUCUGUCAGCAGCGCUCCCCUCAUUGGUGCCACUAAUACCCACAGUGCAACCUCAACUUCCACUGAAUCACUAGUGAACGAGACACCCCGCAGCCUACUGAACAAAGUGGUGACCAGGACUUUGAAUAAUUUUGGAGUGGAGCGUGCCGAUGUUUUAAACUCUGAUAUCCUCAAAGUCUCCCCAGCUCCAGCGGAGGAAGGUGACUCUCGUAAUUUUGUUUGCUCUGUGUGUAAAGACAAAUUUUACUCUAAAGUUGGUCUAGAGUAUCAUUUGCACAGGAAUAUUUUCUUGAUGGAAUAUUUUUGUAUAUACUGUCAGAAAAUGUUGUAUUUCUAUAACAAGUGCCGGUUUUGGAUGCAUAUAAAUGCUGAGAGUGCCACACCAAUUCAAAGAGUCCAUAAUGAGAUUACCCAUCUGAAAGUGAAGCCACAAAAUUGUUAUUCUGCAAGUAUGAUUGAAGACUCAGAUCCAGUGUUAAUGAAAAUGUUAUCAUUGGAAGAGACAGAAAAAGUCUGUCGUGGCUGUAAUGAGAACUUUCCCGAUCUGGCGUCACUGCAGGACCACCUUAUCCAGAACCCUCUACAAAAGGCUUUGCCAUGUGCAUUGUGUCAGAUGAAGCUGCCAACACCUUGUGCCUUAAAAGCUCACACAAAAAUACACACUCUUACCCUCUCGUCCGUCUUAGAUUUCAGUUGUCCUGAGUGUGGUGUUGAUGAUCUGAAAGCUUUGUGUGAUAAUGAAAAGACAUGCAGACCAGUGUUUGACCAUUUGGAUAAGUGCUCACACUUUAACAGGGUUACGACCAUUACGUGCAAGUGUAACGCAGUCUUCUUUGAUGAGAUCUCCAUAAAGUAUCAUUUCUUGACCAAGCACAUGCAGACCUUGUACAGGUGCUCCUAUUGUGCCAUUGCCUUUUUGAAUGACUUUCCAAAACUUGUCAGUCACUGUCAGAGUAUUCACAAAAUAGCUUUAUACGAAACUCAACCUGUCCUGUUUUGUUCCUUCUGCAACGUUGCAUGCAAGACUUACUUAGAAGUGGGUCAGCAUUUGAGUCAGCAUUACAAAGUCUGGCGGGCGACAGGGCCUCAAUACUCUCGUUGGAAAUGUUUUAUCUGUCAACAGUGUUUUGUUAGUAAAGAAGAGCUAAAGAAACAUGCUGACUCUGACCACACUCAUAAGGCCAAGAGGUGCACACUAUGUUUCAGUUUGUUCUCAAACCGCCAGAACCUUGUGGAUCAUAUUGUGUUGAAAAAAUGUAAGCGAACUCUCCCAGUCAAACUCAAUCUCUGUGUCGAUCUGCUAGACACGUUAAGUGAUGACAUUGUGGCGACCAAGAUGACUGAAUUGGUGUCAGAGAUAAAAUCGAUGCUGGCUAGAAAGAAAAAUCCCUUCAGUGCUACAACUCCAAACUCGACAACAAAUAAUGCUCGGACAGUUACUAACACUAACGUUGUGUUAAGAAAGCAUCAGGCUGCCCAGCCAGAAAAUAGGUUUCAGUUGCGUGUGGCAUUUUCUGAUACGCAAGGGCUGAGCAAAGCGAUUGCAGGAGGGAGAAAGAGAAAGAUUGCUCCCAAGAGAGUAAACCAAGAUUCUGAGGUAGAUGUGGAGCCUCACCAGUGCCAUGCGUGCAAGAUUGUAAUACGAGGUGCAGAGAAUUUCUCCUCUCACUUGACACGUCAUGCACUGAUUGGCAAGCACAUUAGCCUGGAUGUUACCCGAUGUGUUAUUUGUAAGAGGCUAGUGACUAAUGCAGCUCUCUCUGCUCACAUUCAAAAGCAUCAAGAGAAGGGUGUGAAGAUCUGUUCUAAAUGCCAACGCAGGGAUUUUAAAACUAUGAAAGAGGCUCUUGACCAUGGAAAUACAUUUUGUGGUUAUACGUUUGUUAAUGGGAUAGGUGAAGUUGUUGACCCUGGUUGUGAAAGUACCACAGUCUCCCAGGGUGAAGGUCAAACUAGUGAAGGAGAUGACAAUAAUGAUAUAGCGAUGGGGGAUGCCGUUGAAACGGAUGUUGCUGAAGGUGAUGGCAACAACUGUGAGAGUAUGGAAGAUCCCCCUCCUGCUCAGGUUGUGUUAUUUCCGUGCUUACUGUGUGGCAUGACGUUCGUGAAUAAAACAGACCAUGACGAACAUGUAAGCAGAAUGCAUGACGGGACGAGAAUUGUUUAUUACUGUAUGGCAUGCAAGAAACGUGGUAAAAUGAAAAUGUUCAAGAAAAGGCAAGUGGUGGUCAAGCACAUUGCAGUCAAACACAGAUUGACUGGCGCUGCGGCCAUUAAUAAACUGAUUAAACAGGUAGAGCAAAAUGUGACAAGUGGCAAAGAGCUGGUAGCGUCUUCUUCCAAUUCAGACAAAACAACUGAUGCCCCGCCUCCAAAACGUCUACGCAUUGAAGCCCAAGGGGAUUUUCUGUGUGGCAAAUGUGCCUUCUCCUGUAGUGACAGUGAAGAGUUCUCUAAGCACAUUUCCAGCCACAAUGCCAAGCAGGAGCCCCAGUGCCCAGAGUGUGGUCUCUGUUUCACUGUGGCCUCUGCCAUGAACAAACACCUUUUUGCUGUGCACAAGAUUAAGGAAAUAGACGAAUAUUUGAAGGAAAAGGGUUUAAUUGAGUCAGAAGAGGAGGAGGAAGAAGAAAUGGACACACAGCCAGUUCAAGUCUAUCCGCUGCCUUGUGUCAGCAUUAAUGACAAUGAGAGUUCAGCUGCUAAACGUAAGACCAGACAAGUUGUUGAAAAGAAUCCCUUAGAAUGCAAUGUGUGCUAUAAAGUGUUUGACUCUGAGGCCACCCUGAAGACUCAUAUGAGAAAUCACGGGAUGGCUUUCAUUAGGUCAAGGAGACACAAAGUGUGACUCAACAUACUCUGUUAGUUUGUGUGAAUGUGUGUGUGUGUGUGUGUAUGUCUAAAAAUAGGCAGAAGAUGGAAUUAAAUAUUUAGCGUGACAAGCUAUAUUUUAAUAUUUUGAACUGUGGGAGGGAUGUCAGAAUAUCUACUGAGAAAGUGGAUGAGGUAUUGACACCUUUUGUCUUAUGAGCCAUUGCCAAAAGGUCACCACUUCCUCAGUAGCAGUACGCCAAAUUUUAAACACUCAUAUUUCAGCUUGUAAAUUUUAUACUUAGAAAGGAAACCCAGGGUUCUUCCUUUGCAUGAAAUUGUGUUGGCAAGAUAACUUUCUUGAGGGUUUUACUUGCAGAGGAUGUUUUCUGAGCCUUGUCAUUUCGUUGCGGUUGUAUCGCUGCACAACAUAAAACUGCCUAUUGUAGUUGCAAUUUUCACAGAAAUAGUCUAAAUUUUUACUUAGAACACCACACACAUGCAUGUGGCAAAAUGAUAGAAGUUUCAAAUUCUUCUUGCGAUUGUUCUUCAGCUUAUCAUUGGAGCAUUAGAAUUUCAUGUAACUUGUAUUGUAAGCCAAGACCUCUUAUAAUUUUGUUUUGGUGCUAAGAAGCAAUUGCACAGUCUAUUUAUUUUAUUUCUUAUCAAUGUUAUAGUGGUGGCUCCAGUACCUAAAUAAUGCAUUGGGCUAAUCUUUGCCCUCUCAAUUCAGAGGUGCAUCAGGAUACAAUUGAGCCUGACCAGUGCCUUAUCAUGUGUGAGAUCCAGUGUCGCAUGUUGUUCUGCCUUAUCAUGUUCCUUUGAAGUGGGGAAGAACUCCAGUUUUGUGGGUUUCAUAGGAACUUUCUCAAUACUGCAAAUGAGAAUUUCAUUGGUUUGCUUGACCGGUGCCUGUGUUUUAGUUAAUUAGUGGUUAGGCUCUCCACUGUAUCACACAAAAAACCUGAGUUCAUUUCCCGAGUGGGGAGAAUGUUUAUUGAGUGUCUCUGUCUUUCGUCUGGGAUUCUGCAUCCUUCUAAUCUGGGGUUGACCUAGACAGGUAGAGUUGGAAACCCACCUCAUAAAUGAUCUAAAUUGUGUCAAUGGGGGCAUGAAACACUAACAGUAAAGUAACAUGUAUUAUAUUAAAAAUAAAAACAGAAUUGCUGGUGAUGAGGUCCUGAUCCUCUUUCAUGUGUCUGCUGGAUGUCUUGGUCUUUGAUGAAUGGGUGGUUGGCGUGUGGUCUAGUGUGGUUUGUUUCUAUUUCUUAUACAAAAUCGAUCAUCAUUAUCUCUUCUGCUUUUCUUUGUAUGUUACAAAUUACGACUUAAACCUUCAGCACUAAUACCCCCCGGGGCAAUGCCACUGACUGUAGUGUCUUUAGGCCAUUCCCAAAAGGGGGACAUAUCUCGUUCAAGCAUAGUAGAGUU
Molecule: messenger RNA, 7065 nt
Organism: Aplysia californica (California sea hare)
Lineage: Eukaryota; Metazoa; Mollusca; Gastropoda; Aplysiida; Aplysiidae
Product: zinc finger protein 532
Exons: 3
Coding region: 305-5671 (1788 amino acids)
Cellular component (GO): nucleus
Source: RefSeq, a predicted model, not a curated record